This is a messenger RNA of Camellia sinensis, 1062 nucleotides long. NCBI's taxonomy places the organism in Eukaryota, Viridiplantae, Streptophyta, Magnoliopsida, Ericales, Theaceae. The record is from RefSeq and is a predicted model, not a curated record.
AUGACCGUUACUGAGCUUCCAAUCGCCGGAGAACAACAGCUGGAAACGGGCUGCUCCACGGAGGAGGCAGAUCAUCUGAUCAGAAGCACUAAGAAGAUUAAAAGCACAGUUGAUUCAAAGGACGAAACGAUGAAUGAAUUCAUCUUAGAGCCUGAAAUUUUGGGAGGGGUGUCUCAUGCGUGCCAUGUGGAUGCCCUAGCUACUGACGAGGUUAAUCCGAAUCAGAUCACGGCGACUUGCCCUGAAUCUACAGAUAUUAAGAUGAGUACCUUUGGAAAUCGCUCCUUCAAACAGGCCCUCUUACGAUCUAGGUUUAAUGAGAAUGGUAAUGAAAAAAAUUUUGAUUGCGAUGUGGAAGUAUUAUCCUCUGAUGAGAAGGAUGAUAACACUGAUGCACAAAUAAAGGAAAUGGGUAAGGAUGGUUUUGAAAAUCAUAGUGCCAUUCCCAACAUCAGAAUUCCUCCGACUCUUCUGAAGAAGAUUAGGGAACCCUGGAAAAAGUGCCUGAUUGUGCGUCUGCUUGGGAAAACCAUAGGGUAUAAAUUGUUCAUGCUGAAAAUGUCCAAAAUUUGGGGUCUGCAAGCAGAUUUUGAAGCUUUGGAUAUAGGGAACGGAUUUUUUAUAGUUAAAUUUGACAUGGUUGAGGAUUAUACUAAGGUUUAUACAGGUGGUCCUUGGAUUGUUUUGGAUCAUUAUGUCACCGUAAGGAAAUGGCAACAAGAUUUUAAGUCUGAUGAUGCUGAAGAGGAUACCACCGCGAUCUGGGUUAGAUUUCCUAAUCUACCCAUUGAGUAUUAUAAUGAAAAGGUCUUAUUUCAUAUAGCUAAAGCCUUGGGAGUCCCUUUGAAAGUUGAUAUCAACAUAGCCAUGGUAGCUCGCGGGAAGUACGCUCGUGUGUGCGUUGAAAUCGAUCUUCAAAAACCACUGAUUUCUCACUUUACCAUUGGUAAGUAUACUUAUGGAGUUAAAUAUGAACACCUCCACUCACUUUGCUUCUCUUGUGGCAGGGUAGGGCAUCGCCAAGAAAGCUGUAGUGAUUGUCAACCAAGAAAGCUGCAGUGA